Messenger RNA from Telopea speciosissima, 2843 nucleotides. RefSeq names its product protein TRANSPARENT TESTA 9-like. Gene Ontology annotation, cellular component: endolysosome membrane; late endosome. Gene Ontology annotation, biological process: regulation of autophagosome maturation; endosomal transport; endosome to lysosome transport. The transcript is spliced from 20 exons. The coding region runs from base 155 to 2632 and encodes 825 amino acids. The record is from RefSeq and is a predicted model, not a curated record. NCBI's taxonomy places the organism in Eukaryota, Viridiplantae, Streptophyta, Magnoliopsida, Proteales, Proteaceae.
GUUGCAGCGCGCGCACGUUUGAAAGGUGAGAAGAUCUUUAGUCCUAGGUCUCUGAAUGGCAGUGCUUCAAGCCUCUGCUCCAAUUCUAGGGUUCACUUGAAAGCUCCCAAACAGUAAGUAGGAAUCCCAAUGGUGGUUCUGUAAAUCAGUUGUCAUGUUCCGAUCGUUUUGGCGGUCGGUUGAUCGCUUCUCUCUCCAACGCUUCAGAUACCUAAUCAAUGAACUCCAAGAGAUCAAAUUUGUUGACAGGCAGAACAGGGAGUUCGUUUUAGAAAUACUGAGAUCUAUUGUAGAAAUAGUCACCUAUGGUGAUCGUCAUGACCCAUCAAUUUUUGAAUGUUUCAUGGAAUAUCAACUUUUAGCAGAGUUCCUUCGGAUACUAAAAAUUGAUAGAAAUGCAAGCAUUGAGGCACCAUUUCUUCACUAUCUAAGCAUAAUGAUCCAAAAUUUGGCUAGUGAUCAUUCAAUUUACUAUUGUUUUAGCAAUGAAUAUAUUAACAAAAUCAUACUGCAUCCUUACAAGUUUGAUGGUGGUGGAGAUCUGGCUCUCUAUUAUGUAUCCUUUUUAAGAACUGUGAGUGGAAAACUGAACAAAGAUACUCUCUGUCUUCUUGUAAAGGUUCAAGAGGAUGUUGUAGUCUCAUUUCCAUUGUACAGUGAGGCUAUUAAAUUUGCUACUCAUGAAGAAAAGAUGAUUCAGAUUGCAGUACGUGCAUUAAGUCUCAAUAUAUAUAAUGUUGCUGAUGAAAUGGUCCAUAGAUACAUAACUACUCCUCCAGCCUCAGAGUAUUUCCUUGACAUGGUCUUGAACUUGAGAGAGCAUUGCUACCGUAUAGAUGCCGUAGUUCAUGCUACCAAGGAUACUUACCCUCAUGGUUUGAGAAAAGGAUUACUUCUGCAAACUGAGAAGGUUGUGGAUGAUCUCUACUACUGCAAGGACAUUCUACUAGUAGGCAACUCCCAUUUGAAUAUAUUGAUGACCCAAAAUAUUCUCAGCAUAUUGGUUGUACCCAUGCUGUUACCAUUGCUGCAGUUAGGCCAGAUAAACCAGGCCAGCUGCAGUCAAUCUUUUGAUCCAUCUCCUACAUGUCAGGAUACACAUAUAUCUGCUAUUACUUCUCUGUAUAUGGUUUGUUGUCUUGUUCAAAUUGUUGGUGGAAAAUGGUUGGUGAACUCAGUGGCUGUUGCUGUUCUAUACACUUAUAUGGUCUUGAGUGGGAGAGUUUCAACUGAAAGGACCCCAACCAGUGGUACCAGUCCUGCUACUACUUUUUUCGGCAUUCUAAAUGAACUGGAAGAAAUCAGGUCCGACCUUAAUUCUGAAGGAACAGAAAACAGUGAUAAAAAUCAUAUCUUUGGGCAUUUUUCUGAGUACAUUUCAUCUAGUUUUCAGUUUGUCAACUGCACAACGGAUGAGGCACAACAAGAAAGGGAUACAAUACUUUUACUGGGUCUCUCUGAUAAUUACAGUCUACUGCUUGCAUCUUUGAUGCUAUUGCUUGUUUUAUCCGAAAGUAAAGAUCUCCAUUCUCAUAUCUCUUCUAUGAUUGGAUUCACCCAAAAGAACACUGGGAUGGAGGAGCAGAUGAUGUCCUCCGGCAUCUUACUCUCACAUUCAAUGGAUAGAUAUAUAUUUGCAUGUCAGAUUCCUCAGAUCUUCAAUGCACUACUGAAGGUUUUGGCCAGCCAACCGGCAUAUUCAGCAUCAGCACAAUGGAAUACAGGGUGGGUGGUGCGACGGUUAUUGAUUUUCCACGAAAAAAAGUUGACUGACCAUGAUUUUGAUCUAUUCAAUAUUUCUUAUGAGCGGUCCCGUGAAAGGCUUCUUAAUGAGCUCAGUGGCUGCUGGUUUGAUUGUAUCCCAAUUGCUUUGAAGAAUGAAUGGGAAAAAUGUAAAACAGUGCUUGAGGAAUCAUCACUAUUUAAGGAUCCAGCUUUUGCGGUGGAGCUUUCUUUCAACAGCCAUGUGCUUGACAUUGCAGGGGAUGUGUCUUCUACUCUAGCCUGGGAGAGGAUGAUCGAUGCUGUCAAGGUUUUUGUUCUCCAUCAUCAGCUCAAGGCAUUUAUCGAGGGAGGUUCUCUAGAGAAUCCUUUACUACACUCCAGAAAUAAUUCUUUUGGAAUUUCAAGAAGAACCAAAAGUUAUGAUUUUUUUUCUUCAACAUUUGGGACAGAGCUUGGCCUAGGGCCUAGAAUUCUUUGCAAAAUUGCAUUUUCCAAAACCCGGGUGAUGGAUAUUUACCUGAUUCCAGUGGUGAAGGACAUCUCAGGCAUACUGCUUCUUGUGGAGAAACCUCCCCUUCCUUCUCAGCUGGGAGAUAUAAUUGCUGUUUCUCCAUUGGCAGGGCUGUGUCCGAAAGUAGAUGAGAACCAUCCAACAUGGUUGCAUCUGAGAAUAAGGGAGUUUGAUCUGGGAAUGGAGGCAAGUAAAGCCAGCAGGCAUCCCUCCAAUGCUUCUGACCAUGAGGUGGAUGGAAGAUGGACUCUUGGUUUUCCGGAUGCCAAGUCAUGUGAGGCUGCUCAAUCAUUGUUACUGGAAGAAAUUUGCAAGCAAAAAUCCUCAGUUGAAAGUGUGGUUAUUCCAUUAUUCCAAAACGACUCUGGAAGCUUGACAGAUUACCACAAGAAUUGAAGAUCUCCCCCCCCCCCCCUCCCCCAUCAAACUUUUUGUUCUCCUGGCUUAUUUACAUUUUCUGGCACAUGUAACUCAACGACUAGAUUUGUAGCUUAUUCAUUAUUAAGUUUAAACAACAGGAUCUGACAGCUGUAUUUUCAAGUAAUGGAUAGGUUCUUACAUCAAAUGAAGGAAAGAAAUUUUGUACAAAAGAUAUGGUUCAUCAUGA